Magallana angulata is the source of this 1893-nucleotide messenger RNA. Its product is annotated as multiple epidermal growth factor-like domains protein 10. Gene Ontology annotation, molecular function: scavenger receptor activity. Lineage: Eukaryota; Metazoa; Mollusca; Bivalvia; Ostreida; Ostreidae. Bases 145 to 1032 code for a protein of 295 amino acids. The record is from RefSeq and is a predicted model, not a curated record. The transcript has 6 exons.
GGUUUAACUUUGAGUUCUGAAACUUCCUUAUUUUCUUCAUUUGCUUUCCAGAGUAUGACCCCUGAAUUCGUAUCCUGUCACCAUGCUUUUAUUUUUUACCUUUACUUCUUGCAACUAUAUUAAGGAUUGUUUUACAUAAUAACAAUGAUUGACACAAGCAACAGGUCGUUAUGGAGUAUGACGAUUUUGGUCACUGAAAUACUUUCAACACUGUCUGCAGAAGAAUGUAACAGGAUAAACACUACUUGCUGCUAUAACGAAUACUUCGACACUAGCACUGGAAAAUGUUUAAUUUGCAGACAUGGAAGUGUGGGAUGGAAUUGUGAAACACCCUGUAAAACAGGAUACUAUGGUUAUCUCUGUCGCACGCCAUGUGAGUGUGUAGAUCACCUGUGUGACAAAGAGACUGGGUGUCAGCCACGACAAAAUAAGACAUCAAAAGACGUCAGUGAUAAUGCCACGAAAAAUCACGACUGGAUAGCAGCUAGCCUCAGUAUCAUGGUGUUAAUUGUAGUCAGCGUUAUUUGUGCAAUAGUUUUGUACUUCCGUCGGAAAAUAAAGCGAUAUUUGAAACGUUCGGUGAAUCUCUGCUUAGGUAAAGAGGCAACAACAUCUCAAGAACUCUCAAUUGUUCAACCACAAGAUUGCGUUCCGGUAGAAAUUGUUGACAACGAGAAUGAUUUAUCUCCAGAUUACGAUGACAUUCGUUACUCGCAAUGUAUUCGUAGUAGUAGAUUCAAUUGUGGUGACUCACCACUUUGUGGCAAUAACAUGGUAGGAAAUCGUGUUGAAGCUAAACGUCCACAUUUAACGGGGUUCCAUAAUGCUGAUAACAAAGUUGAAGAUUACAGUCGCCUGUUAUUGAGGAAGAAUACGAAUACGUGCAUUUUAGUGAAAACAGCUAUAACAGAGGAUGAAGGCUAUGUUUUCUUACAAAAGAAUUACAAAAAAGCAACUGCAGAAUCAUCCAUUCAAGGACGUCAGUCCCUGUCCAGAAUAUCAACCAUUCACGAAAAUGACUCCGUGGGAUAAAAAGUUAAACACAAUUUUCUUUGAAUAUUUCUAAAACAAAAAUUGAAAUGUUAACACGGUUAAAAACAAAGCAAUGCAUCAUAAUUAAAUAAAAUGAGAGACACUUUGUAUUUGAAGAUUUGUGAGAUGUACGAAAUAGACAUUUUCACUCUUUUUUUAAGAUUCUAUGAUAGACCAAGUUAUUGACCCUAAGUUGUUCAAUGAAAUUCAUAUUGAUGAUGAUAGUACUUUUUUUAAAAAUCCUUUUUGAUACUAUUUAUCAAUAAUAUACAUGUGUGUUUUUGAAAAUGACUGAAAAAACAUACACGUAUAUAUACUUUAAAAAUAAAUCAAUACGCCCCCCCCCCCCCCUCUUGAGAAAUGUAUAUUGCGAAAACGUGACUGAUAAAUGUCAAAUUCAAUGAUACCCCUAUUGCAUCUUAUAUACGCGUUUCUUUACUUGUUCGCACACGUGGAGGAAUAUAAGUAUAUUAAAUGAGAGUUCUUGUGACAAAGCCAUUGCAAUAUUGUUUUGUCUCGAGCAACAUAUGAGAAGUUGUCGACGUACUAAGUUUUAGUCAGUUAUUAGUGUUUUGAUGUUUUGAUUCUGCAGGAAUCUCUUACUGUGAACAGUACAAUGAACAUGUUAGAAAACAAAAUUUUUGAUUUUAUUUUUCACUUGUUGCGAAUUUUGUUUUUGUUUUUUUAUAAAAGAGUGAGUAUGUACAGACAAUCAACACUUUUAACUCACUUGCCAAGCUAUGGUACAAAAAAAACCAUCAAUUAUUAAAAAAAAUCGUUGCCACUAUCGCCUGCCGUUUAAAAUUCUCAACUGUUCAUGUCACAAAAAAUGUAAUCGAAUAAGUAAAUAGUUGACCAUCA